AUGGGUGAGGACACCAAAACUCAACACCCUGCUCUUAAUGUCAGCAAUAUCAGAACCUUUAUUCUUGUAACCCUUGAGAUGGAAUCAUCUCAAUAUGUGUCUUGGGCGGAACUUUUUCAGAUUCAUGCUAGGGCUUUCCUUGUCCUUGAUCACAUCAGUCAUUCCACCACCGCUGUCACGGAGGACGAGACAUCCAAGAAGGUGGACGAAGCUCUCUGUUCUCGCCUCGACGCCAUUGUCCUCCAAUGGAUUUAUGGCACAAUUUCAAAUGACCUCCUCCACACCAUCAUUGAACCAGGCUCCACCAGGUUUCAGGCAUGGGAACGCCUUCGGCUUAUCUUUCAAGACAACAUGAAUGGCAGGGUUGUUCAUCUCGAACAUGAGUUCUCCACCAUCUCUAUGGCCAACUAUCCUAAUGCCACCGCCUAUUGUUAG
Spinacia oleracea (spinach) is the source of this 435-nucleotide messenger RNA. RefSeq lists its product as uncharacterized. Bases 1 to 435 code for a protein of 144 amino acids. The transcript has a single exon. NCBI's taxonomy places the organism in Eukaryota, Viridiplantae, Streptophyta, Magnoliopsida, Caryophyllales, Amaranthaceae. The record is from RefSeq and is a predicted model, not a curated record.